AUGUCCAUAUCAAGCAGUUCUUCGCACCCCUCAGCGCGUCGUUCUUCUUUAGCAGUCGACCGUUUCCAGGUAUUCUCAGCCUCGUUUGGUUCGCAUUCCGAAACCCACUUGCAGCGAUCAGGACAAAAGUUCUUCUCCAAGCCAUAUGAUGUUGCGACCUCGGUCUCGCCAUGCGGCUGGAUUGCUGUGUGUUCGCCAAAGCAGAUACGGCUAUACGACGUAAAGAACGAGAACCAGACUCGAGACAUUCCGCUCAAAGCCGAGCUGAGCAUUCCGACGCUUCACAAGGAUGAGAAGAUACGGGGUAUCGCGUUGUCAGAAGAUCUGCUUGCCGUAAUUACCCAUAGGCGGCUAUUGGUCUAUGACGAGUAUCGCAGGAAUGGCGGCAUGCCCAUAUUGGUGAAGGAGCAGCGAAUUGAUCAAAACGAGUGCUGGAUCCCGCGGUCUGUGUCGAUAUCCCAAGUUGGCGCGCCGUCUAUCGAGACGACGGCGACCGCGAAGGUAGCAGUGGGUGGGGAAGGGACAAGCGGGGUCAAGGUCUUCAGGUACAUUUAUACACAAGGCUGGAAUGGCGAAAGCCACUGCACGACAUUGACCUGCCCGCAGAACAACGGGGCUAUCAAGAUUGUAGGGUUUUCACCUGGUCGAAGCGACAUCCUGUAUGGUCCCAUGGCCUUUGCUGUAUCGACAGGAAACCACUUGUACUGCUGGAACAUUAGUAAACACUCGAGCCCCACGUCGACCCAGCGCCUCGACCCAAUCUGGCACAUUGACUGUAACUCGAGCAGCAGCGAACGCGCUUUUCGCGACGAGAUCUCGACAGCGACUUUGAUAGUGUCCCCAACCGGAAGACCUUAUAUCCUCUGUACAGUAGACCACAAGCCCGGAUCGUGUCUUCCGCCAACCUUUAUUGUACCGAUUGAUACGUUUGAAACAAAUCCACAAACUCUUCGUCAAAUGAUCAAGCCGAUACCUGACAGCGUAGUGGGAUCGAGCGUCCUUGCUGGGACAGCAUCCUGCAACGGUCGUUUUACAGCGGUGGUCGAGAGAGGUCCGGGUGGAGUCGAGAUGAAGUUGUUAACUCUUCGUGGAGCGCCCACAGGUGGUUUGACAACGUCAGCUACUAGUGUACUGUCAUGGGCGGUCAAGCUACGGGCCAACAGUGCCAAUGCCUCGACGAUAUCAAUCUCCAUUGAGGAACAAAACGCGGCGCUUGGAAUCAUUGCGGUCGAUGGAAAUGGACAUGUUGUUUGUUCGAGGAUCAGCGUACCGGAAAUGCUGCAAAACCGACUGCAGUAUCUCGCUCCACCGUCCAACCAUGUGGCUCCUUUUGAGCUUGCGGUUCCGGAUGAGAUGGCAGAUCGCAUGGAUAUUGUUCCGGGCUGA
This is a messenger RNA of Exserohilum turcica Et28A, 1386 nucleotides long. RefSeq lists its product as uncharacterized. NCBI's taxonomy places the organism in Eukaryota, Fungi, Ascomycota, Dothideomycetes, Pleosporales, Pleosporaceae. Gene Ontology annotation, molecular function: protein binding. The coding region runs from base 1 to 1386 and encodes 461 amino acids. The record is from RefSeq and is a predicted model, not a curated record. The transcript has 2 exons.